AGUCGCGGUGUGCUACCGCAUGGGUCAUGUCGAUAUCAUCCUGGUGCGCGGCUUUGGAUGAGCAGUAGUUGAGUUUAGUGUAGUGUGGUAGCGUAAGGCUCAGGCAUCGCUGCUGCUUCCACCGCUCUCAGUUAUAGUAGUAAGGUUCUAAAAUUAUCACCGCGAUAGUUAUAGUCGUAUCACACUCACACAUAUUCAAUUAUCCGAUCUAAGUGAACUUAGCAAAGCCGGAGUGGUUGUCUUUAAACGGAUGUUAAACCUAAACAAAAAGUUUAUUUAGUUCUUGAGGCAACAACAACUACUGAGACACCCACACUGUUUAUUUCGGCUGAUAGAUUGGUAGAUUGGUUGUUCGGAGUAACAAGUUUCGGAAAGAAAAAGAAGGGUUUUAAAAACCGAGGAUGGCGGACGAAGAUAACACGUGCGAGGACUCUAUGGGUCCUAAUGAUGCUACUACUGCCUUUGCCAAACGGCUCAGGGGUCGCAAGGGUGCGUUGAAGAAGAAAAAUGUUUAUAUGAUUAAGGAUCACAGUUUUAUGCCCCGGUUCUUCAAGCAACCCACUUUUUGCAGUCAUUGUAAGGAUUUUAUUUGGGGUUUCGGAAAACAGGGAUACCAGUGCCAAGUUUGUAGUUUUGUAGUUCAUAAACGGUGCCAUGAGUACGUUUCAUUUACGUGUCCUGGUGCUGACAAAGGAGCUGACUCUGAUGCAGCGAAAACGGCUCACAAAUGGGAUGUUUUCACGUACUUGACGCCGACUUUCUGCGACCAUUGCGGCUCAAUGCUCCACGGUAUUGCUCACCAGGGGCUCAAGUGUUCAGCAUGUGAUAUGAACGUCCACAAAAGGUGCGAAGAGAGCGUACCUAAUCUCUGCGGAUGCGAUCACACAGAACGACGUGGCCGUAUUGCCCUUCAUAUAAUUGCUGCUGGAAAUAAACUUACUGUUGAAGUUCAGCGAGGAAGAAAUCUUAUUCCAAUGGAUCCAAACGGAUUAUCAGAUCCUUAUGUGAAGCUUAAAUUAAUUCCCGACACGGACGGAGUAAAAAAAAAAACAAAGACAAUCAAAUCAUCUUUAAAUCCGGAAUGGAACGAGACAAUCACUUUCGAUCUGAAAGCCGAAGACAAGGACAGGAGACUCUUAAUAGAAGUCUGGGACUGGGACAGGACGUCGAGGAACGAUUUUAUGGGUUCAUUGUCCUUCGGUAUUUCGGAAUUAAUAAAAGCCCCUGCCAACGGGUGGUACAAGCUGCUCACGCAAGAAGAGGGAGAGUUCUAUAAUGUCCCUGUGCCCGAGGAAGGCGUCGAUCUAGCGGAGCUUAAAUUAAAAAUGAGGAAAACUUCAGUUACGAAGAAAACGCCGACACCGCAAGACAGAGAAGUACCUCACAAUAUGGGUAAAAGUGAUUUAAUAAGAGCCUCGGACUUUAACUUUCUUAUGGUACUUGGAAAAGGAAGUUUCGGUAAAGUUUUGCUGGCUGAACGCAAGGGUACGGAUGAAUUGUACGCGAUUAAAAUAUUAAAGAAGGAUAUUAUUAUUCAAGACGAUGAUGUCGAGUGUACGAUGGUGGAGAAACGUGUUCUUGCAUUGUCGCACAAGCCACCGUUUCUUGUACAACUUCAUUCCUGUUUUCAAACCAUGGAUCGGCUGUACUUUGUAAUGGAGUACGUAAACGGCGGAGAUCUUAUGUUCCAAAUACAGCAGUGUGGAAAAUUCAAAGAGCCUGUAGCAGUAUUUUAUGCGUCUGAAAUAGCCAUUGGACUUUUCUUCCUUCAUUCUCGCGGAAUAGUCUACCGUGAUUUAAAAUUAGACAAUGUCCUGCUGGAUCAGGAUGGGCAUAUUAAGAUUGCCGAUUUUGGAAUGUGCAAAGAAGGCAUUACUGGCGACAGAACGACCAAAACAUUUUGUGGAACACCUGAUUACAUUGCUCCUGAGAUAAUUCUCUACCAACCGUACGGAAAAUCAGUGGACUGGUGGGCGUACGGAGUAUUACUGUACGAAAUGCUGGUAGGUCAGCCGCCAUUUGACGGGGAAGAUGAAGAAGAAUUGUUCGCAGCAAUCACUGAUCACAGCGUUAAUUACCCCAAGAGCUUAUCCAAAGAAUCUAAAGAAGCUUGCAAAGGCUUUUUGACUAAAAAUCCAAGCAAAAGAUUGGGAUGUGGGCAUCGUGGUGAAGAUGAUGUAAGAGGACACGCAUUUUUCCGUCGAAUUGAUUGGGAGAGAAUUGAAAACCGGGAAGUUCAGCCGCCGUUUAAGCCCAAAAUCAAACACAGAAAAGAUGUCAGCAAUUUCGACAAACAAUUUACGUCCGAAAAAACCGAUCUCACACCAACAGACAAACUUUUUAUGAUGAAUCUGGAUCAAACAGAAUUCAUGGGCUUUUCGUAUUUAAAUCCAGAGUACAUUCAACAUAUUUAAAUAAAUUUAUUGGAUUAAAGCAAGCAGAACAAUCACCACUAUGGUUAUUAUUAUUAUUAAAAUUAAAAUUAAUAAAGAAGAAUAGUAUUAUAAGUCAUAUAGGUGACUAUCAUCGCGUCGUUAACCCCAAAUACUUCUCAAUAUUAUUAUCAUAUAUGUCUAUAAAUACAUAUAUUUUAAUAUCUAAUCAUUGUCAUUUUUAAAAUAUAAAUACAACUGUUAUUAUGUUCUCUCUUUUCUCCUCGCUUAGUCAAUAAUUGGCAACUUCUCUCAGCUAUUUUUCUUUAUUUAAUUAAUAAAUUUUUAUUAAAGUCUAAAAAUAUCGAAAGUAUAAAGAAAAAAAAAAAGAUGAUACUGGAUAUAAUCCUAGAUUAUACUCAGUGAUAUCUAGAGUGAAAAAAAAUUUCACAUAAUAGCUAGUAUAAUCUAGAUUAUACUGAGUGAUAUCUGGAUUAUAAUCAUUAUAAUCUGUAUUAUACUCCGUAUAAUCUUGGAUUACACUCCGUAUAAUCUUGGAUUACACUCCGUAUAAUCUUGGAUUACACUCCGUAUAAUCUUGGAUUACACUCCGUAUAAUCUUGGAUUACACUCCGUAUAAUCUUGGAUUACACUCCAUAUAAUCUUGGAUUACACUCCGUAUAAUCUAGGAUGAUAUCCAGUGUCAUCUUUUUUUUUUUUUUUUUCGUUUAAUU
Molecule: messenger RNA, 3106 nt
Organism: Cotesia glomerata
Lineage: Eukaryota; Metazoa; Arthropoda; Insecta; Hymenoptera; Braconidae
Gene: Pkc53E
Product: protein kinase C, brain isozyme
Exons: 15
Coding region: 402-2414 (670 amino acids)
Biological process (GO): protein phosphorylation
Molecular function (GO): ATP binding; diacylglycerol-dependent serine/threonine kinase activity; zinc ion binding
Source: RefSeq, a predicted model, not a curated record